Molecule: messenger RNA, 3463 nt
Organism: Cygnus olor (mute swan)
Lineage: Eukaryota; Metazoa; Chordata; Aves; Anseriformes; Anatidae
Gene: TXNDC9
Product: thioredoxin domain containing 9
Exons: 5
Coding region: 1383-2063 (226 amino acids)
Biological process (GO): microtubule cytoskeleton organization
Cellular component (GO): cytoplasm
Source: RefSeq, a predicted model, not a curated record
GGGGAGGGGGGAUUGUCCCGCCCCUCGCUGGCUCUCGCGAGACUCUGGCAGGGCGCGACCGGCGCGGCUGAGGUGAGGCGGGGCGGUGGCGGAUCUGGCACUGAGGAUACGCCUUCCUAACCCCGUCCAAGCAGUGUUCGUGCCUUUCCUGAAGACCUAGUGGACUGUGAGCCGUGCCGGUAAGUUUUUUUACUAUCCUUCUAUUCUUUAAAAAUACAAGAAAGACAAAGGAAACGCUAACAGAGACCCGAGAUAAGGUGCUGCAGACCAGAGCAGGUCUGCCUGUGGUGUGUGUGGAGUGGGGCAUUAAUGCAAUGCUGCUGACAUUGCAUUAAACUUGGAGUACUGCCAUGGUGCUGGUACCCUGCCCAUCACGACUUAAAAUGGGUUCUUGCCUCUCUAUGCAAGGUGUUUACAAAGUCAAUGGUUCUGGUAGUUUGGCUAUUUUAAAAUAUUGCUGAGAGUAUUCUAGAACCCAAAUCUGGUGCAUCAACUCAGUGGCCAGCAGCUAAAGAAUCCGAUUAGGGUCGUUGUGCACUGUCCUUGUGUUUCCAUUGUAAAGCUGUCACUCAUUACAUUGACAGUUUUUUGUAGCGUAACGUGAAAAAUUAUUCAGGAGAACAAUCAGUUUUGUUCUCCCAGCUCUUCGAGCACCCCCAGCCUCGAUAUUUUCUGCCUUUUGAAGCAUUUGGACGGGGGAGUUUUAGAGGAAAUGAUUUUAGCUGCAUUUCUUCACAAAGCAAUUAGGUAGUGGCUUUUGGGGUUUUUUAAAUCCUUUCCCUGGCUGCCAUAAGGUGGUGCUUGCAAUUGCAGUCUUCUUGUAUUAAUUGAAGCAGCGUGUUUGCCUAAGGCGGUUGCUGUUGAGUACCCUUCCUUUUAGCAAAGGAGAGAGGAGCAUUAAUUCAAAUAUGUUAAUACACAUCAGGUACUUAAUGCAUUUAAACUAGUGAAAACAUAUGCUGAACACUACUUAGACUUAAUUCUAAGACAUCUCUUUCUCCCAGAAGGAUGGAGCUUUCUGACUGCAUCUUUUAGUUUCCCAGUAUUAAUUAAAGGUACACGGAUGUGGCUCAGGAUGUCUGUUCCUUUGGAACUUGUUAAUUUUACUUCUUUAUAUUGAUUAGUGAUUCCAGGUUCCUGUGCACUGUCGGUACCUGGCCCUGGGGUGGAGAGAAUAGGACCUGGCUGGAGUCCUUGUUGGUACUCUGAAGGGGGUUUCAAUACCGAACAUAUCCAUGUGCUGCAAUCUUUUAAACAGCAUUGCAUUUUGCUUCUGUACAAUGCAUGUAAGAGAGAUCAGGCUUUAAAUUAAAAAGUCUUUACACGUAAAUUCUGUGUAUUGCUCUUUUCACAGAUCUCAAAGGAUCGCUUUACGCUUAAAGAUGGCUGCUGAUACAUCUGUUGAAAUUCUCCAGAAAGUUCUGGAGAAUGAAAUACUUCAGACCACCAAGGUAGUAGAAGAACAUCUGGAUGCUGAAAUGCAGAAGCUGGACCAAAUGGAUGAAGAUGAAUUGGAACGCCUUAAACAAAGGAGGCUUGAAGCACUGAAAAAGGCCAAGCAGCAGAAACAGGAGUGGCUUUCAAAAGGACAUGGGGAGUACAGAGAAAUCCCAAGUGAGAGAGACUUUUUCCAAGAAGUCAAAGAAAGUAAAAAUGUGGUUUGCCAUUUCUAUAGAGAUACAACUUUCAGGUGUCAAAUAAUGGACAAGCAUUUGACCGUAUUGGCAAAAAAACAUGUUGAGACAAAAUUCUUGAAAUUAAACGCAGAAAAAUCUCCUUUCUUAUGUGAGAGACUGCGCAUUAAAGUAAUCCCCACUCUAGCACUAAUAAAAGAUGGAAAAUCGCAAGACUAUGUUGUUGGCUUCACUGAUCUCGGUAACACGGAUGACUUCACUACAGAGACCUUGGAGUGGAGACUAGGCUGUGCAGACAUAAUUAAUUACAGUGGAAACCUGAUGGAGCCACCUUUUCAAAACCAGAAGAAAUUUGGAACAAGCUUUACAAAGUUGGAGAAGAAGACCAUCAGAGGGAAGAAAUAUGAUUCAGAUUCUGAUGACGACUAGAAUAGUUAAAUGUAUUUGUAAAUCAUCUUUUGUUUAUGCUUGGUACAUUUUUAAGAAUGUUUUUUAUAAAGCUUAUUGCUUUUUCACUACAUCUGCACAUAAUGUUCACUUUUCUAUACAGUUUUAUACAACUGGGUCAUAUCAGAAGAAAGCUUAAAUAUUUUUUUUUCCUCUUUUGGAGGUCAUUUGUAAUUCAACAAUCUAAGUCCUAUCUAAAUAUGUUGCAAAUGAUGAACUUUGUCUGAGAGUACAUUUAUGAAGCGUUGUGAAGUAACUGUUAGAAAAAACUGUACCAAGACAGACCAAAGGUCCAUCCGGCCUAAUAUCCAGGCUCAGUGGCCAAAAGCAGAUGCACAAGGAAGAGAGGGGGGGAAAAAAAAAAAAAAGGGUGAGCAGAUAGCGAUGCUUCCCCAGAAUGUACUUUGAGCAGUCUGUGGCUUGGGGAGCUCCGUAUCUGAAAGCAUUUGCUGGAUAAAAAGAAAUCUUUUGAAGUCCUCAUUGCAUCUUCUUAGCAUCCACCUCAUAUGGCAAGGAAUCCACAAUUUAAGUGUGUUGUGUGAAGAACUGUUUCCUAUCGUUCUCCUUGAAUCUGACAAUUCCCUUUUUUUCUGGUUUUCUUCAUUAAAGGAACAACAGACACUUCUGAUAAUUUUCUCUAUCAGUUCCUUUUCCAGUUUACUUUAAUCUUAUUACUUGUUAUUGGUAAAAGCACUGCAAAUUAUUAGCAGCAGGAAUUGUGCAUUUUAACGAAGAUUGCUUACCUUAUGGUGCCAUAUCAUGACAUUGAGUAACUUUAAUUAUAUUGCACUAUAAGUUGUAAAAACAGACAUAACUUCUGAAAUCGGUGGUCAAGAGAAAUGCCCUUUUGCCAUCUACGUAUGCCGCAUGUAAAAGCUGAUACAGCGGGUAAUAGCACAUAGCAACAAGCAUAUUGAACACAGCCUUGUUUGCAGGUUUGUAUGAUUCUGUGGUUUUGAACGUGUGAAUUUUACAGCAGAUGCUUUGUACAAGAGGGUAGGCUAGAGAAAAGCGUUCGGGAGAAGCCUUGAUCUGUUAGAUAUAGCGCAGCAUGCUGUGUACCGUUUCUUCAGUAAUGGAUGGGAUUUUCAAGGGAGAUCUUCCUUGGAACACAACUUAGAGCUUCUGCCUAGGCGAAGUGUUGAUGACUUGUCUUAGUUUUCAAAAACAGAGUUUGCUGUGUGCUGGAGGACCCUUUAGCGGUAGUACUUGGAAUCCAGUUGGCCCAAAAAAUGAUAAACUGGGUCUAGUUACUCUUGCUGCCUUGUAGUGGGAGAGUUCUUGUGAUUGGGCCAGCCCAGCAAUAUUACUCUAAGUUUAAAAAUAACAAUAAUUCUAUUUUAUUUCAGUUCAUGUACAUUGAAAUAAAAUUAUUUUAAUUC